This is a messenger RNA of Sesamum indicum (sesame), 1601 nucleotides long. Its product is annotated as phosphopantothenate--cysteine ligase 2. The record is from RefSeq and is a predicted model, not a curated record. Lineage: Eukaryota; Viridiplantae; Streptophyta; Magnoliopsida; Lamiales; Pedaliaceae.
UUGAUUUAGUUAAAAUUUUGAUUGUUACACUCUAUCGGAAUCACUUAGAUUGGCCCCAAUCCUGCGAAGAUCGGGCAGUCAACUCCAUAUCCUCAUCUCUCAUCCCCCGAUUUCUCCUCGCCGGCGCCGGAAGUUAAUUUUUUCGUCAUUUGGCCCAUCUGAAGUGAGUUUUGCAGUCCAAUAGAAAUAGCCGCCGCCAUGGUUAAAACGUUCCCUUGUUGCUGACUACUACGGGUUGGUGCCCGAGGAGGGGGUGGAGGUGCAGUGGUGCGUGGCGUUUCAAAUCGGAAUCGCUAAGAGGCUACAGAAAUGUGGUUCUGAUCCGGAUCGGAUCGGUUUCGGCUACCCGGACCUUGACUGUUGAAUCUGAAGCUCAAUGCAGAUCUACCAUCUAAGGUAGCGAGUUCAUUUAAUGGAUGCAAUAAAUGGUUCGGAAUCUUUCGAAGAAAUACCUUAUGCAGAUAUCAAGUCUUUCUUUGAUUCUGCUCCUUCCCUGGGAGAUGCUGCAGAAACAAAAAUUAAAGAGGAAUUAGAAAAUUUUAUCAGAAGGAAUUCUUCACCAUCAGAGAACGGAACAGCCAGAAGGGUUGUCUGUGUGACAUCUGGAGGUACAACUGUUCCUUUGGAACAGCGAUGUGUUCGUUACAUUGACAAUUUCAGCUCAGGUCACAGAGGAGCUGCAUCCACGGAAUACUUUUUGAAGGCUGGAUAUGCUGUUGUAUUUCUUUACCGAAAAGGAACCUGCCAGCCAUAUUGCAGUUCUCUUCCAGAUGAUCCAUUGCUUGAAUGUUUUGAAGUUAGUAGUGAAUCAAAUAUUACAGUGCACCAGACACAUGCAGAAAAAGUAAAGGGAGCAAUCAGUGAUCAUCGUGCAGCAAUUGCACGAGGCUCCUUGUUGAAACUUCCCUUUACAACAAUUUUUGAAUAUCUUCAGAUUUUGCAGUUUAUUGCACUAUCAAUGAGGAGCCUUGGACCAAAUGCUAUGUUUUAUCUUGCCGCAGCAGUUUCUGAUUUUUACGUUCCUUGGGAGAGUAUGGCACUGCAUAAAAUCCAAUCUGCCUCUGGUCCUCUGGACAUUCGACUUGCUCAGGUCCCAAAGAUGCUUCCGGUGCUGAGGAAAGACUGGGCACCUAUGGCAUUUUGCAUAUCGUUUAAGCUAGAGACUGAUACGAAAAUUCUGCUGGAGAAAGCUGACAUGGCCCUUAAGAAAUACAAUAUGCAUAUGGUGGUAGCUAAUGAGCUUAAAACACGUAAAGAAGAAGUCAUAGUCGUCACAAAGAAUGGAAACAUCACAAUUCGCCGAGACAUGACUCACGCUGGUGCCGAUGUAGAAGAGCCACUGGUCAAACUCAUUGUGGAUAGGCAUUCUGCUUAUAUAAGUUCUCAAUCAUGACUUCAGAUGAACAACGUUAAUCGGGUGACAGAACUAUCUGGCAAAACUUCUUCAUGUCCAUUAAUGAAUGAAAGUGAAGAAGUCCCAGUUUUUUUCUAUUUUAGCAGUGUGGUUUGUUGAAGUGCUUCACGUAUGACACAAUAAUUGUAGACCUAACAAUUUACCUAUUUUUGUUAUAGAAGAAAUGGAUAGCAUCUCUUUUAGUUCA